CGCUAUUGUAUCCACGAUCGUCUCCUUCCUCUCGACUCUUCCCGGCGUCUCAGCUCUUCUUAUGAUACCACGAUGCAGGAUUCAAUGCCAGACUACCCUGAACAGGAUGAAACAGGUGGUGACGGACUUCCGACCUAUGAGGAUUUAGCUGCACAAAAGGGGCCGAAUUCAAGAUUCGGGAGGUGGAAAGGUUGGGUUGAGAAGCGAGCUGCAGAACGAUUCGCAGACAUAACGCCUGAAGAGCGGGCUCGACGGCGUGAAAGAGGGUGGGGCGAAGGGGUCUAUGAAGCCGAAGAGGCCACAGAAAGCAGGAAUGUACUGCGACCCGAACCGGUUGUGCACUUGCAGCCUCCAGCAUCCAUAUACUCACAAGAUUCACACUGGUCUGCACCCACCCUCCUCAUACCUAAUGCUAAACCACCGUCCUACUAUCCCUCUCGACCUCAACCGGAAACACCUGUUCCUGCCAGUGGAGAACCUCUGCUUCCAUCUCAUUUGAAAGUAUUUCAGUUCGGAUCAAGGUUCUUACCUCAUACGACAUAUCCUAUGAAUGCCUUACUUCCACUUUUGGGCGACCGUCUGUUACUCAUUGGACACGAUAAUGGAUUAUCUGUUCUUGACAUGUUUCCCAGCGGAGACCCAGAAACAUCCAGCCCAGCUGACGCACAAGUUCGGCAUAUCUGGGAAGGAGAAGGAGUGUACCAACUAGAACUACUUGAAUUUCAGGAUACCGGUGACCUUACACCGCACGGUGUCGUUCUAGCUCUUGUCGGUUCAGAAGUUGAAUCUCCCACAAAUUCAAAGGAGCGAGAUGUCAUUCGUUCCAUUCGCAUGUACAACUUAUCAAGUCUCACGAGUUUGGCUCGGUGGGCCACUACACAGAAAAAUACCAAGCCGCUUGAUCUGAGACGCCCAGCACAUUGGAAUCCUCAGCAAGCGACGCAGAAGAAGCACAAACACAACUCCAGCAUUAAUCUGAUCAAAUCUCUUAUUUCCGAUGGCCAGAACGACAGUGAACCGCAGUCCUCUUAUCCUUCUCGUGCCGGUAAACGCGCUAGCACAGCUCUGAAUAUGAAACGCCAAGAAUCUGCCUCAUCGGUGGAAUCCUCAUGGGACGUCAUUGAUGAGUUACCACUCCGAUGGGCAACGGACUUUGUACCUUUAGCAUCAGCUGGUUCACGUCUUUUAAAUUCUAAUGUUUUGUUCUUCGAGCUGUGGAGAGGCGAGUCCAACAAUGGUCGGGGACCCUCGUCACUCGCCAUAGCUACGAAGCAGAGUAUCCUGCUGUAUGAGACGCCGAAGGGUGAACGAGCAUUUCGAUUUGUCAAAGAAUUUUACGCGCCUUUGUGUCCACGAAAUUUAAGUUUCGUAUUCCAGCGUGCUUCGGAGACAAUUGUCUUAAGGAGCGUAUCUGCAUCUUCUCAGCAGUCUCAGAAAAGUGCAUAUAGCCCGGACAACGUAGACGGGUCUCGGCGAUUCUCAUCUGUCCGGCAGUCGCUUGAUUAUCCUCGAGAACGAAAUCCUCCUAGGUCUCCUUCUCCUUUACCCGACUAUGGCGCCCAGCUGUCACUUUUUGUUGUUUUCGACAAGAAGGCGGGACUUAUCCGACUUGCAGAUGCCGCUGUUGGCGAAGUAGAACUUAACGAUGAUAGUCCAAAGGACCUCUUUUCGCCCAUAGGCACUUCACCACGGCGUUCCUUCAUUCGCGAACACAAGGGGAUCUGGCUACCCCCUACUUUGGAGGAACUUCCUUUAGCGUCCUCGGAAGGUGUAAGCGUAAAGCCGGUAUACAUCUUAACAAGGGGAAAACAAACACAUGUAAUCCCUUCUCCAAUUCCAACGCCUCUAUCGAACUGCCCACCUCUAUACGCAGUAACAUGGCAACAAGCUCCAAGCCAAGUCUGCCACCGCAUCUGCUCACCUCUCGACGACCCCGCAUUCCUCCAAAUCAUCGGAUUCGGCGAAUACGGCAUCGAGGUACACGAAAUACCGCUAUCAGUCUUCUCCAAGGGUAAGAGCAAGGGCAAGGGUCGCGCCGAGGAGCCCGUCCACGCUCAAAUUGACAUCGGUGGCGACGUCGCAUUUCUCUUCCGCGGCGGUCAAUGGCACGAGCCGCGCCGUUUCCUUGCGCGUGCAGAUUCAUUCAUGUCAACCAGCACAGCCAGUACAGUACGUCCGGGUGGUCUAAGAAAGAGCGCCGAGGACGGGUUCUACGCAAGCUGUAGAAAGGGACUUGAGGAUUGGAGAGUAUUUUGGUUGGGCGGUGAGGAAAGGGACGAUUAUGGACCUUCGGACAUUUGAUGUUUCUCUCUCCGGUACGGACAUGGACAUAAAUACAUAUCACAUCCUGGAUUCACCGUGCUCGCCACACGUCUCCAUCUCCAUCUCCACUCAUAAUAAUAAGCUUUUGUUUGUUUACCCUUGAUAUGCACUUCAUAAUUUU
Molecule: messenger RNA, 2443 nt
Organism: Fomitiporia mediterranea MF3/22
Lineage: Eukaryota; Fungi; Basidiomycota; Agaricomycetes; Hymenochaetales; Hymenochaetaceae
Exons: 6
Coding region: 73-2301 (742 amino acids)
Source: RefSeq, a predicted model, not a curated record